CAACGCUGGCAAUACUGCGUACCUGAAAUAAUUAAAAUGUUCUCGUAUAAAGAAGAAAAUAUGUUAACAAUUUUUCAACAAUAAAUAAUUGUCUUAUACUAAAGCAGAAGCGGAAAAAACACAUGCAAAUGUAAACGAAAUGUCUGAAGAUGAAGAAAUGCCUCAAGCUCACCACUUUACGGUGAAGGGAACUGCAUCUCUAUGGCGGCAUCGUAAAAAAGAACAGCCACAACAAGCCGAAGAAUCCUUGAAAAAUGAAUACGAUGGCGUGUUUGGUGAACAUAUGGAAAACUACAGUGUAGAAGCGACGGCUUUGCAUCGGAAAUUGCAAAGUAAAAUGGAAGCUUUGCGUAUAUUGCGUAAAGAAUUGGAGAAAUUUCGUACUGAACGUGAUCAAUUUAAACUAAUGGCAGAAACUCUACAGCUGCGUUACACAGCCUUGCGACGUAGUAGUUUGUCCGAUUUCUCUGGUAGUCUUGCUAGCGAAGAUGGCAGCGGAAUGACAACUAGUGUGAACAGCAAAUCGAGUGUAGCUAAAAUACUACAUGAAACCAGAGAGCGCAACAUUAAAUUGACCACUGAAGUGGAAUCUUUAAAGCAAAAACUUACAGAAGUGCAAGGUGAUAUUGAAGUUUUAAGAGCUAAUAAAAACUCCAAAGACUCGGAAAUCAAAGAGACAUUACCCGAAAACGAGAAGUUUAACAAAGAAUUGCAAUGUAAAUGGAAGGAAGAGCGUUCAAAUUUUAUAAAUCACUUAGAACAAUUGAAGAAGAAGAAUGCUCAGCUGGCUUUUGAUUUCAAGGCCUUAAUAGAUGAGAAGGAGGAGCUUACGAAUGAGCGCGACGCUUACAAAUGCAAAGCACAUCGUUUAAAUCAUGAGCUGUUAAUAGCUCUGGAAGCUAAAGACAUACAUCCAAAGUUCCUGGAUAUUGAUAGCAUUAUAUUAGAGAAUAAGUACCUGCAUGAACGUCUCAAAAACACUGAGAAUGAAAUAGAACUAACUAAGCAAUCGGUAAAUAAAUAUAAGUCUUUAUUGGAAAGUAAACGUAAAAAGGGUAUUAUGAAAAUGGGUAAUGUGUCCAAUAAUGAUGGGAAAUUUUUAUCACAUAAACAAGUUAAGAACCUACUGGAAAAUGGCAUCGAUUUGCCGACAAAAACCGAAACUAUACAGGACUUGAAAGUAUUGUGUAUGACGUUACUGGAUAAUCUUAAUGAUAAGAAUCUGGCUUUAAGCCAUCAAAAGAAAACUAAUCGAAUUUUGGCUACAAAAAUUGCUGAAUUGGAGCAACGUUUUGAGAAUCUUACUGGGUUGGGAGGCUCCUCAACUGAAGGAGGAUUUUCAGCGGCAAUGUACCUUUUGCACGGCUAUUGUCCUUCGAUGGUGGAUUCUAGUACAUCAAACGAAGAUGAUUUCAAAGCUCUAACGCAUCAGAAAGAUAAUAAAUGCUCGCCUAAACUUAACGGUGCACUUAAAAAUCAUUGCAAAAAUCAGAUAAAUGGAGAAUCGGCAGCUGUGUUCUCUGGACCGGAUGAAUCAUUAAAAACUGUGCACGCCUACCAAUCAGAUGAUGGCAUGUCAUUUCUAUCUACCGAAUCCGGACGUAGUAUAUUAUCUUCAGAAUAUGAUAUUGUUAAUGAUCAGGCCAAUGAAUCAGAAUUGAGCAAAUUAACUAACGCCACCCAUUUUACUUAUAAAACACCAUCCAGUGCCUCGGAUUCAGGUGGAAAAUUAACAGCUUCCACUAUGGUGUCGAAUUCUAUAGUCAAACAACGUAACGAUGAUUUGAAGGACUUACCGCCAGAAUUAGCUGCUUUAGUUCAAAAAGCUUUAUACGAAUUAGAUUUACGCGAUUUCGACGAAGUAGUUGAUUUGUGUGAAGAUAUAGAUCCGGAAGCUUGUGAAGAAAUCAAAACGGAAGAUAAUUUUGUGGUUAACAACGCAGAAAAAACUUUUAGUGAAACCACAGCUGAAACGCCAGGAGCGACAUUUAAUCUCAUACCAGCUAAUUAAUUGGUAUUUGACUUUUCCCCUUCGUCCAAUAUUCUUAACCGUAAAACAAACCCAAAAAAAAGUCCAUAUCAAAUGUAACUUAAUUUUA
This is a messenger RNA of Glossina fuscipes, 2099 nucleotides long. Its product is annotated as coiled-coil domain-containing protein 149. The record is from RefSeq and is a predicted model, not a curated record. The transcript has 6 exons. NCBI's taxonomy places the organism in Eukaryota, Metazoa, Arthropoda, Insecta, Diptera, Glossinidae. Bases 140 to 2011 code for a protein of 623 amino acids.